This is a messenger RNA of Abrus precatorius (Indian licorice), 1347 nucleotides long. RefSeq lists its product as uncharacterized. NCBI's taxonomy places the organism in Eukaryota, Viridiplantae, Streptophyta, Magnoliopsida, Fabales, Fabaceae. Bases 1 to 1347 code for a protein of 448 amino acids. The record is from RefSeq and is a predicted model, not a curated record. The transcript has 3 exons.
AUGCGAGAAUCCCUUCGGAGGGCACGUUCUGUGAAAGGUAGUCGAGGUGAUGAAGGAGGAAACAGACAUAAGAGCGCGGUUUUCAUAGACCCCCAGGUAGCUGAUGAAAUUUUAGCUAAUACUUUCGAGAGUUCCUAUAAAUCGCAUCCUUCCGAUCCCAUAAUGGAGGUGGGGGAGCAAUUGGCUACUGCAGUUUGUGAUGAUGAGGUAGUGGCGUCGAGGUUAAUAGACAUUGGCAAGAAGGUUGGUAUAGUUGUACAUGGGAACGAUGAGCAGAUUGGCUCAUUUAAUUCUCGAGGAUUGGGGAGCGAGGUGAAGCAAAAGAAGGUGUGUGAAAUUGUUCGCUCUGAAGGUUUGGAGUUUUUGGCAAUUCAAGAAACAAAACUUGAGACAUGUAAUCGCAACUUAUGUGCACAUUUGUGGGGUUCUAUGGAUUUUGAUUGGAUUGCCUUACCCUCUAUUGGCAGAAGCGGGGGUAUAUUUUCACUUUGGGAUACAUCCGAAGGUAAAAUACUUUUAUCCUUUUCUGGUACUGGAUUCCUAGGUGUUUGCUUGCAAGUAUUGGCUGUUGGAAACCUAUGUGUUGUGUUGAAUGUCUAUGCAUCAUGUAGACUAAGUGAGAAGAGAAAGUUAUGGGAUGAUUUGCUCAUGACAAGAAAGGGUUUUAGCAAAUUUAUGUUGUGUAUAUUGGGUAACUUUAAUGCUGUGCGACAGGUGAAUGAGAAGAAGGGUUGUCAGGGAGACUAUGGUAUCUCUAAAAUGGACGACUUCAAUUCUUUCAUUCAGGAAAUAGAGCUUGUGAAUCUUUCACUUGCUGAAAGAGUCCUUGUUUCUGGUUCCUGGAUUGAUUAUUGGGGAGAUGGUUUUAUUCAGGUUCUGAGCAGAGAUGUGUCUAAUCAUUGUCCCAUUAUUCUAAAGCACAAAGUGGUUAACUGGGGUUCGAAUCCAUUUCGAUUUAACAAUUGUUGGCUGACUCAUAAAAGAGUUAUGGAGGUGGUGGAGGAAGCGUGGCAAAGAGGUAUUAUUCUUUCAUGGGCUGCCCAGAGAGCGAGCCAGAGGUUGAGGAAUGUUAAGAUUGCAUUAAAAAAUUGGAAUGUUGAGGUGUUUGGAAAUGUUGAUAAGGUGAUUUCUGAUUUGACAACAGAGUUGAGUUUAAUUGAUGAUAAAAAUUUUGUAAAGGAACUUUCCGAUGUGGAGAAAGAGCGUCAACAAAUAUUGGUUGGUGAUAUUUGGAAGAUUAGGAAGAAUAAAGAGAGUCUCAUAGCUCAAAAAGCUCGAGUGCGAUGUGGGAAGGAGGAUGAUUUAAAUACAAAGUUCUUUCAUUUAUGUGUUGACGGGAGGAGGUGA